CCAAUUCCAUUUCAGAACGAACUGCUAUAAUGCCUGCAUCGCAACAUUUUAUUUCGUAUUUUGCUCAAGUAACUUUGUUAUUAUUUAAAUUAGUAAGCUCAACUUAUGCAGAGUGGUCCAGAGAUGAUUACUUUCACUUCGUGAAUGAAUUGAACGUCGUUAACGGUGUGCGAUUAGUGAUUGUUAACUGAAACUGCGGUGUUGUUGUUUGCAUAAAUGGGCCGUAGUGUGUGGUGAAUGUUCUGGUGACUCGCCAGCGCGAGGGUGUAGGGGUAAAGCACGGAACCAUGCACGAACUACUGAAGCACGUACUCACGGAGCGGGACCUCACGCGGGCCGGCGAUCUGUUCGCCAUUCCCGACUCGGAGAUCGUGGACGACAUAAACGAAGUGUUAAAACAAAUCACAGAAAUAUCAUCAAGACCCGACUACUGCAGGAACGACAGAGACCAGGCUCUGAUAGAGAUAUGCGUGACGCGGGUGACGUCAUGCAUAAAGGAGACGGGCACACUGGACAAGUACUGCGGCGCCCUGGUGGCGCUGCUGGAGUCGUGUCUCCACCACAAUUUGAUGCCAGUCGGUCACCUGAGGGAUGACGACCCACCUCAUGCAAAGAUUGCCUCCGAUAUAAUCGCUUGUAUUGUUUUGGUGUCGUUUCCCCUCCAGUCAGACAAAGAGAACCACGGCAACAAGAGUGUGAUGGAACUGUUUCUGCCUGUGGCGGUCCAGUUCUUACACAAGGGCAACCGGGAGAUCUCGAGGCACAUGGCUCGCUAUCUGUCGCUCGCGGCCAUACACCACGCGGUGCUGCUGAAGCCACAUGUGCAGACCAUCAUGGACUCUAUAAUGUCUGGCAACUACCCGCUAUGUCGCAUCCUGAGCAACCUGUACGAGGUGUCGCCCGAGCCGAUCGAGCAGCACGCCGCCGCGCUCGUCUCGCUCAUACCUCACGCCGAACAGGUAGAAAAGAAGGCAGUGCUGGGCCUCCUGGAGCAGGCGGGCGGGCGGGGGGCGGAGGCGCUGCGUGCGUGCGUGCCCGCGCUGGCCGGCCUGCUGUGCCGCGCCGCCGCCGAGCCCGCCUGCUCCUGCGCCGACGUGCUGCAGGUGCUGCGGGCCGUGGCGCGGGCGAGGCCGCUGCUCGUGGUGGAGGCGCGCCAGGCCGUCGCGCGGGUGGCGCGCGGCCCUCACAACACGCCACGACACGUCGCGCUCGCUGCUGACGUGCUCACGCAUGUCGGGUACACUGGACGGGAGCGCGCGCAGGAGGCGCUGAACUUCAUCCUGGAGCAGCUGCCGCAGCGGGACCGCGCGCAGCAGGCGGCGCUGGUGCGCGACGCCACGUCGCUGUGCAGCGCCUUCCCCGCGCUCUUCACCGACAAGCUGCUCACCGCCGUCCGGGCCAACCACAGCAACCGACCAAAAUCCGCGGUGUCACACAGCGAAGUGAACCGCACAUCAGGCGGAGUGACCAUAGUGAAGUUAGGCGGCGCCGCCCCCGCCCCGCCCGCGCCGGCACCCGCGCCCGCACCCCCACCCCCGGCACCCGCGCCCCCCACCACCGCCACCGGAGGGUACACCAGACGGGCCAAGCUGGGAGAUUCAAGGAGCACUGGGAGGUUGCAUCCAGGGCCCAAUCCUCACAGGAGUAUGACGAGGCUUAAUGUUGCUGGUGGCUCUGUAGGUGGUCUACAUAAGAGCAUGACACGAUUGUCUUCCUCACAACAAAUCAACUCUCAACAGAACAGCAGUAACACAGUGACAAACGGGAAGCCAUCAUCAUCGAGCGGCGUGUCGAGCGGUGUGUCGAGCGGCGCGUCGAGCAGCACGGCGAGCGGCGCGGCGAGCGGCGCGCGUGGCAGCCGCACCAACCGACACGACGCCCGCCCGCACCACCAUCACAACAUACUUAUAGGACCAUCCGUUUCCAACAGCUCCGGCCCAACAAUCAUAUCAGGUCCUUCCCCUCUCCAAACACAAUCCAUAUCAGUCAACCCGCUAACGUCAGGCAAGUCGGCGGACGCGAUCACACCAAUCACAUCCUCAGUAUCCAUACAACACUCCAACACGGCGCUCGGGCACGUGUCGGUCAUCACGUCAACGCCCAGCACUGGUCCCGCCCUGUUAACACAAACAUGCGGCUCGGGACCUAUCUCAGUGGGUCCGAACGGCAACCCCGUCUCUAUCUCGGGCCCCGUGACCGUGACGUCACGUCGCGCGAACAACACUAGCGUCACGAUGAUCAACAGCUCGAACAAUGCGAAUUCGAACUCGAAUCAUAGGAUAAGCGUGUUUGAGCCGUACCCGAUGCGGGACACCGUGCAGCACUUCUGCGAGAAGCACCUGGAUAAGAUCAAGGCGUAUAUGGACAAUGUGUCUUUGAGGUUGCCGCCGCCUGCCAAGUGUACCAUUGAAGAGCGGCGCUCUAAGAAGGUGGCGCGGCUGCAGUUCGGCUGCGGGCGGCGCGGGCCGCACUGCCUGUACGCGCGCGGGCCGUUCUCGCUGCGCACGCGCUGGCCGCGCGUGUGGAUCCACCUGAUGUUCCUGGCGCUGCAGGCGCGCCACGCCGCCGCGCUGUCCUCGCGCGACCCCACCGUCGCCUCGCUCAAGCACUGCUGGGACAUACUCAAGUGCGAGAACAAGACCUUCCUCACGCUCGUCACCGGCGCCUUCCCCGGGAUCAAGGAGCAAGAGAUGCUUCUGAACGAGCUGCGAGCGGCGGGUUUCUUCGACGUGUUUGAGUUGAGCACGACCCGCACGGACGGCGUGGCCGUGCCGCCCACACAGGCCACCUGGGGCUGCUUCCUCUGCACGCACCCGGAGAGAGCUGUGGGCUUCCUGGCGGCUGACGGACAGCCUGUUAUAGAAGGACAGCUCAAGGAGAAGAAGGGACGCUGGCGACUGUUCAGGCGCUGGCGGACUCGAUACUUCACGCUUUCUGGUGCGCAUCUGUCGUGUAAGGGAUCGAGCGGCGGCGAGAGCAUAGACAUAAACCAGAUCCGCUCGGUGAAGGUGUCACGCGGCGCGCGCAACAUCCCUAAGGCGUUCGAGAUCUUCACCGGAGACCAGACGCUCAUCCUCAAGCCGAAGGACGGCAAGAACGCCGAGGAGUGGGUGCAGUGCCUGAGCAUUGCGCUUGCGCACUCGCACGCACGCAUCGCGCCCGCCAAAGCCAACAGCCUGCCCGCACGUGGCGUCACGCUCAAGAGCUUCUAGAGGUAGGCAGGGACGUACAUACUGUAGGGCUAGGCGGUGCAGUGCGCCGGGGCCCCUGAACUCUGACCAGUGACCUAUUUUUGAGGUCACCAUCGUAAGAAUAUUAAAGCAUAAUUAGCUCCCGCCUGGGAACUCGCAUCGGUUAAGCCAGGGCUCACUAUUUUAUCACUUGGGCCUUGGUUUCCUAUUGGGUUACAUAUUUUAUUAGGCAAUGUCCAUGGAUGGCGCUUGUCGAUGGAAUUUCAGACAGCAGACAGAAAAUUAUAAACCAAGAGCAACAUUAACAUAUUUUGAAAAUAUUGUCUGCGUAUCGUAUUUUGUAAAUAUAACCACGCGUGUGAUAGUGCGAUGUCAAUGUAUAAAUACGGCGUGUUGUCAAUAAUUGAAAUGAAGAAUAUUGGGAUUAUUUUUCGUGCCUACACGCGGAGCAAGAAUACAGAUUUAUUAGUUUGUACCAGAAGAUGUUUCUCAACUUCCGAAUUCCUUCGUAUAUGUCCUAUGUUAGACGUGGAUCGAAUUUAAGAACAUUUCACAUUUCGUCAGUUCACUGUGCCGCCGCAUUCCUAAACACGAGAGCGACUUGUCCACCUACAAAUAGAUAUUAUCGAAUAUUUCGAUAUAGAAAGUUAUUAAUUCUAGGGUACCCACACGUUGGGAGACUUACGAAAAUUUCAUUUACUUUUUCUGUCCACGCCAAAGGAGAGGUUAAAUUUUUUCCAGUAUAUUUAGAAUGAACUUUCAUAUGUUUAAAUGCAUUCUAUGUGUAAAAUUAUUCGGAUUUCGAAAAUUUAAAUUUAUCAAUAUUGACUAUUAAUAAUGAAUUUAUACGUAGGAAUUCCUUCAAAAAACAUAUCAUAUAACGCGCAGGCUCAUGAAUACGCCUCGUCGCAUACUUCAGCCGUAGCACAUUACGACCAUGCGAUAUAGUUAGUAAUGCUUCCGAAAUAAAUAAAUUUAAUUCAAUAAAGAGAAUUAUGCCAGUGUUGCUUUGUACUUAAAAUUAACUUUAUAUUCUCGUACUUAAUUUUUAGAGUAUUUUUCUUUUACAAUGUGAAAUUACUUAAAAAUAUACGCGCGCUUUUCGCUACUUACUAGUUAUUAAGUUUUUAUGUAAAUUGUUUUUAUAGAAUCUAGAAUGUUGAUAUAAUUUUUUGUUAAGCUGUCUACAUUAUCAUUAUAAAGCUAAAAGUACAAUGGAAAUAUUAAGGCUCAUAAUUUAGCUUUACCUGAACGAAAAAGCGUUUCCGUCCGCAUCGAAAUGAAAUGCCCAUUUACAGUGAUUAGAAAACCAUUCAUGUGUAUAGAGAUAAUAUCGUAGCUAUAAGAAGACAAAUAUAUGAUAAUAAUUUAAGUUGAACACAAAUAGCGGUGCACGAUGGUCGUAGAUGCCUCUUGUAAAUAUGUUUGAGUUCAUGAUGCAAACAAGAUUUGUAUUACACCAUUAUUUUAUAUGGGUGAGACGUAAUUCAUUUAAUAUAAUUUAUAUAAUAAUCAUGCGCGCCGCAAAGAUUAGUCUUAGGAAGGUGCAUCUGCACUGCGUAAUAUCAUUUUUUUUUUCAAGUCCAUUUCGUGCGGGUUUAUGAAAAUGCGUUAUCAUAAAAGAACCUAUCUGGUUGUUAGUUCCCAUUUUUGUAAAUUUAUUCGCUGACUUCUAUUUUUGUGAUUCAUUUCUGGGCAAAGGGGUCCACGUGCACCUACGUGCACCCUCCUUCCGGCGCCCAUGAUAAUAAUACUGUUAUUGUUUUAACUAGACACUACGUUUGUUAGCCUGACAAAGGCCUACAUAUACAAACACACCGGAUUUUUGGGUGAGCACUUCAGGCCUUCGCAACCCUUGGCGCUCUGCUAUCUUCCAUUGCUUCUUCGAUGUAAAAUGACAAAGUAGAAGACAUGUAUACUAUCGUGCGCCGCAAUUUGCUUCACAUAGUGUUGUAACUCACCGCGACGGUUUCAAUUGUUAAUUGUUUUUGUAAUGUUAUUAAUAAGAUUUUACAAGUUAUUGUACAGCGAUGUUUUAUGAUAACGUUACGUGUAUGUUCUUAUGUUAAGCAUUGACAAUUUGAGAUUUUAUAUAAACGGCUAGAAGACUGAACACUGGUCAGAGCUAUGUUUGUGGAUGAGUAAUGUCGUUGUGCAUUUUAUAUAAAGUAUUUCGAGUUGUAAAAGUAUGGAUAUGUUAAAUUUUAAGUCAACGGUUGGAAGCCUGCAUAAGCCUGGGAUUCAGUUCUAGAUUUAAUUAAAUCGGAACCCAAAAGACAGGCUGCCAGACUUCAAGACACUGUGAGCUCAUUCUGCGUAGAUCGGACCACCAACAGCAAAAAUUUUAAAAAGUUUAUAGUUGAAAAAUGUUGGUAGAUAUUGUAACUUUGACUUUGCGGAUGAACAACACCUCAGUCGCCCCGUGACCAUGAAGGCUACAGAGUCUUCGCAACGUCAGGAGAAAAUUAUAAUAUAAAAACCGUGAUAAAAUCCACAAAAUAGUAUUAUUUUAACUGAUGUCGACUGUCGAAUCUUCGAUUUUUGAUAAUUUGUCCGGCUGAGAAAAAUUAAAUGAUGGUGACACUAGUAGUUUAUAAAAUAUAGAAUUGAGGUAAAUUUCUGUUAACUCGAAAUAAAAUACGAUUAAAAUGCACAAUCGAUGGAAGUGUUGUGAUUCAAAAUUAACAUUCCGGUAUUGCGUUUACGAUGUAGUACGUACAGACUGCAUGAACAUUUUGGUCUCAAAUUAUACAAAAGGUUGUUUAAAUGAAUGACAUUAGUGAUAGUGUACAUGAAUAUAAUAAAUGCUUCUGUUUAUAUUUUUUUUUGUAACUUCUAUAUAAUGGCUGGCAACGUUGAAGUAAAAAGGAGCUGGAGAUAAGGGAAAAAUUACAUAAAAUCGCCUAGUUAUGUUUAAAGUGAAUUAAAUAAAUAGCGAUUUCUUAGAACACAACAAAAAAUAAGUUGUGUCGAUAUUUAAUGUUGCCGUGUCAUCAACCAAAAUAUCGAUAAUGGAUUUUUAUGGACAUUUUUCCAACGUUUUAUUCUUAAGGCUUACUACUUAAUAACAAUCGGUACUCAACUUGCCAUUUGCAUUUCACAGAAGCACAAUAUUAAUAGUUCGUUUCUUGCUUUGUUUUACUUAGCAACAUUGACUUUCCCUUCACCAAAAAGUUUGUGUUCAUUUACUGAUUUCGUUUAAUCUUUUAAGCAAAAUAUAUCUGAUUUGUAUAUAAUGCUGUGAAUCGUGUGUAAAUUUUAUGUAGAGAAUUUUAUAAUGAUUAUAAUUUAUAGCAAUUGAGUCCCACAAAUUAGCAGGAAACAAUUAAAUAUAAUAUGAAUUUACUUUAUUUAUUUGUAUCUCCCAAUAUGAAUUUAAAUAAAAAAGGUACGUAAGGUAAGGUACUUAUUUUAUUCAACAUUUUUUUGUACGAAACAAUGCUUUAAUAUACAAUCAAAAAAUAUUUACCAGUUCAGAAAUAUCACCACCGAUUUAUUUGUUAUAUUAACUAUAAAAAACAAGGUAAAUUAAAUGUAAAACUUGUUACUAAAUCCAGUGUAAAUUUUCACAUGCGGUCAUUAUUUUUAUGCGCUACUUAGUAAAACUGUGGUCGUUUAAUUCAUCGAAAUCGUAGCGACAUUACAGCGAUUUAAAUACCGUUAAUCUGAGCGGUUUUAAAAUCGCAGUAUUAUGGUUGGUAAAGUGCUUUUCCCACAUAAUAAAGAUAUUGUAUAAUAAUCAAGAAAUAUGAUUUAUUAUAUGUAUUAUGUUUUAAAUGUUUACUAUAUCUAUGACGUCACUCGACACGAAUGUUCCGUGUAAGAAAUGUAACCGCCCACAAUGUACUUAACGUAUUGCCAAAUUAAUAAUAGCUUCAUUAUGUAUUUGUACAGAUAGAUUUAUAUUGAAUAUACAAAAUUAGUUUUAAGUUAUUAUUUUCGACAAUUUGUGAACUUGGUGCUAAAAACAUUUUAGAUAUUGAGAGCUUCCAUUAAUUUUAGUUUGUGAAGGAAUAAUAGAAAAUCUCAAAGCUUUUGGAUAUUAUAAAUACUAAAUAAACGCUUGUAAUCUUUCGGUUUUAUAUUGUUUUUAAUCCUUUGCAUAUUUUGGCUCUUGUACUUAAACCUGCCUUAUUUAUUAGAUAAUAAAUAGUUUUGUUUGUAUAA
Messenger RNA from Manduca sexta (tobacco hornworm), 7358 nucleotides. It is a transcript of the gene melt, whose product is annotated as protein melted. Gene Ontology annotation, biological process: regulation of signal transduction. The record is from RefSeq and is a predicted model, not a curated record. Gene Ontology annotation, molecular function: phosphatidylinositol-5-phosphate binding. The transcript has 13 exons. Bases 288 to 3212 code for a protein of 974 amino acids. Gene Ontology annotation, cellular component: plasma membrane. Lineage: Eukaryota; Metazoa; Arthropoda; Insecta; Lepidoptera; Sphingidae.